AUGGCGAAGACACGAGCGCGACGAGUUGGUUUGCUUCUAUUGCUCUGCUUUUGUUUCUCGUCAUCAUACAUGAUCGUCACGCGCACGAUCGCGGACUUGCUGGGUAGUUUCAGUGCACUUUGGAUACGAGAAGACGCUUGGACGCACUGUCGGAACUGCUGCGGCGACGUGAGGGAACGAAUGCUGAAAUCCAGUUUACGUGGCUUGGGCAAAGACGUCGCGUGUUUCACCUUUCAUCCGGAAGCAUCUUCCCCGUCUUCGUACACCUUCGUCGCACGUAGGCGUCAACCGCUGAAUCGUAGCUACUUUAAAAGUGCCCUGCGGUUUCUCCGAGACGUCGCCUCGGAACAGCGGAAGAAUCGCGGAGAACGAAGCGGCGUAGCUAUACGACUCCUAUGGGUGAUUGACGACGACGCGUCUCUACCGAGGAAGCUGCAACGGGAGCUGAAAUCCUUGAAUGUUUUCAUCCUGGCGCACUCUAUCAAUGCGAAUUGUUUCACCGACGAAUCAGUCGUGCUCGCGCCAAACUUCCACUUCAUCAAGCGCGACGGGUUCAAACUGUUCCUUCGGAACCUGCGUGAACGCGAGAUUCCGUUCGAUGAACGCAAAUCCGACGUGUUCUGGAGAGGCUCGACGUCCGGUAUGUCAACAAAAUGCGAAGUAGAAGAGUCCACUCGCGUCGACGGGAACGAAAGGGUUACCGCGUGCGUUAAACUUCCGCGCGUGCGAGCGGUGCAAUCAUCCAUAAAUGUUCCUUGGCUCGACCUCGAGAUCACGCGAAGGGUACAAUCGUGUAGAGGACAAAAGAAUGUACGUAUUAGCCCGCGCGUAUCGGAACAGCAUUGGAUCACGCACAAAGGUAUCCUCGAAAUCGACGGAAACGUCGACGCGUGGGGAAACCGUUGGCGCAUGGAAAGCGGGAGCGUCCUGUUCCUCGUCAAGUCAAACUUCAAGCACUAUUACAGCGACAAGCUGGUAGAUGGGAUACAUUACAUCGGAAUAUCUGGAGAUUUGCACGAUUUAGUGGAAAAAACGAAGAUUAUCACGAACACCGAUGGCGAAUCGCUAACGAAGUUGCGUGAUAUCACAGCAAAUGCUCGCGCGUUGAUGCAAGAAUUUACGUACGAGCGCGUCGUCAAGGGCGUUUCCCAUCGUCUGAAUGAGCUCGCCUUAGGUAUGGUAUAG
Molecule: messenger RNA, 1185 nt
Organism: Ostreococcus lucimarinus CCE9901
Lineage: Eukaryota; Viridiplantae; Chlorophyta; Mamiellophyceae; Mamiellales; Bathycoccaceae
Exons: 1
Coding region: 1-1185 (394 amino acids)
Source: RefSeq, a predicted model, not a curated record